AUGGAACCCGUCAGCGCGCUCGCUUUGGCGUGCAACAUUCUGGACUUGAUCGAACGCGGGUACAAAUGUGCGGCCACUAUUAAGGAGGUCCACGAUUCGGAGGCCGGCCUCCUGAAGAAACACGAAAUGCUUGUCGGCGAGAUCGACACACUCUCCGACAUUGCCUGCGCGUUGGAAAAGACGCAGCAGGAAAUGCAAAUCCGCCGUCGACGCACGGAUGAGGGAAGUCGCGAAGAAAUGCCUCUCCAUUUGUGCCGCCAUCCAAGCCCUCGUCAACCAAUGAGAGACAUAGCCAGACUCAGCGAACAGCUAGGUGACGUGCAGCAGAAAAUCGAGAGGCAUGCGCGCCAAUCGAACUCCCAGGUAUUGCUUCUUUCCGAGAGGCUUCGCGCGCUGUCCAGCAGCCUCGAUGGGGCAGCUCAGUCUGGUCCGGUCCUUGAACAGCUCCGAGAAGUCCUCGGUGCCGCCACCGAGGCCACUGAGGCCUUCAAGGUCAUCCAGGUUCUAGACAAUCUUCACUUUCCAACGAUAAAGGAGAGGUUCGCCAAUGUUAGCGGGACUGCCCCGGGCACAUUUGACUGGAUUUUUGAUGAAGAUUCGGAAACCUUUCUCGAUGAGCAGCCGGGCUCAAAGAUUACUUUCCGGGGCUGGCUUAGAUCAGGCACCGGGAUAUUCCACGUUGAGGGGAAACCCGGGUCGGGCAAAUUGACACUUAUGAAACAUAUAUGCGAGCACCGCGAGACUCGGCAGAUCCUCCGCGAAUGGGCCGGAGAGAAAAGGCUCAUUACAUGGCAAUUCUUCUUCUGGAGGCCAGGGACCCCCGAGCAGAAAUCCCUCCGCGGUCUUAUCCGCGGACUUCUCUGGGGAAUAAUUCGGCAGGAGCCUCAGCUCGCAAAGUUACUCUUUCCUAGGUUGUGGCCGUCGACCGAGUUCCCGGAGUCCGGCCGCUCGCAGUUCAUCGACCUGUCCGACAAGGAUGUUGAUGAGGCACUUGGUAUCUUGCAUCUCCAGCAAUGGGCGUCAAACCCGUGCUGGCACGUCAAACUUUGCGUCUCAAGCCGCCAACUUCCUGUCUUUUCUAACGCCUUUUCGCCAGCCCAAAGGCUCACCAUUCAUGUCUUCACCGGCGACGAUAUUGAGGCGCUUGUCAAACAGAGGUUGGAGGGAAAUGGUGAAUUUCAAGAGCUAGCCAAAUCCGAGAAAGAUCGAUGCGAUGCGAUGGUUCGCCAAAUUAUUCAGAGCGCCGAAGGCGUUUUCCUCUGGGUUUGCGUAUUGCUUAACAAGCUCGAGGAUUCGUUAGGCAAUGGAGAUUCGAUCGCCAUGCUGGAAAGCAUCGUCAAAUCUGCACCCAGCGAGUUAGACGACUUGUUCAGCCAUAUACUCACCUCCAUUCCCCUGCACUACCGCCGCCAAGCAUUCAUCCUUCUUGCACUAGCCAUGCGGUUAGAUGGUUUUCUGCUAUCGGAAGAAACGAGAGACCCCGACGCAGGGGCUUCCAAGGGCGGAUAUGAAAACGACGCCUGGAGCUUGAGCUUACUCUCGUGUUCCUACCUUCUCGAGGGUUUGGAUGACAACAACAAGAGUCUCGAAAAGGUCCUCAAUGACGAGAUCGCUUCUUCCGCACUCGCCUGGAUGAUGCUCAUUGAUCUCAGUUACCGGGAGGACGAGGAGCUGGAGGGACACGCCUCAAAGGAUGGAUUCUGGGUCUCGCUCCGACUCAGCCGCGGAGACCUGUCCGCACCUACUGUCUUGAUCAACCAAAGUCUCGAGUUUGGAGACGUUUAUAAGUGCAUCCUCCUGUUAUUAUUCCAGAUUCGACAAGCUCCUGUCACCAACUCUGACUCAAUUAUGCCGCUCUUGCAACAGAUCGAGCAGGAACUCUUACAUCACCAAUUCGGGGUCAGGACGUUCAAUGAAAUCCCCGAAGAUCAACGCCACUACCACGGCAUGGUCAGUUUGUAUUCCAUGGCGGCCACCCUGGGGUUCAUUGAAAUCAUUCGUUGGGACUAUGAGAACAAAUCCCUCUCUCUCACAAGGGGCCAAGACUGGGUGAUUGCAAAUGUUCUUGGAACGGUAAUUUCCACGCUCCCACUUUAUCGCUGGAAGGCAGCAAGCAACAGGUUUUUGGGACCCCCCCAUACGGCCAUACUAGAGUAUUUCCUCCGGGCUGGUGUCUCGAUUGCUACGGAAGUUGAACUCAACCCUGAGGACUCGGCCUGGAUAGAAUAUCCGGAACUGCGCUCUGAGCUUGAAGCAGAGCUUGAGCUACCUAAACAAGACCGCCGGGGAUCGGAUGACUCGAGUUCGGCGAAGGAAACUUCUCACCGGGCAACCCUGCGAGAUCUGUUGGUUGUUUCUCUCCUGACCAAGCUUCGCCGCGAACGAUCGGAGCCAUUUCAUCUUUGCCUGGAUCCCUUUCCGCCUGCUGCUAGGGAGAUCCUCGGAGUUUUCAUGAGGUAUGGUGCGACCUUCUCGAUAACUAUGUCACCAAGCGAUCAAUGGCGGCUAGGCGAGGACGAAGACGUUGAGCGGUUGAAAUUUGACCCCGAUCGUGACAUUGAGCUGCUGCCAUCUGGUUGCGAGAACGAUGGUGACGACGACGACGAUGAUGAUGGGGGCGACGACAACACUUGGUUUAUGACCGGCCGGUCAAAAUACCAACUUCUGAGGCGGAUUGACCUUACAAGAGACGAAGACCGGAGCAAGAUCAUCACGCUCGGUGCUGUUAUCGGUUCUUCUCCUGGGCAGCUGCGGUCAUUUUGGGAAUUACUAACUUCCUCUGGUGGUUCGAUCACACUGAGAGAUUUUCUGUGCUUCAUAAAGGUCCCAGGUUUGGACAUUCCAUUGUCACCCUUUGGUGAGGGUCAACCCGAUAGUGGCCUUCUGGCGGCUCAUUCCAGUUCUUUACCCGAGGAAAGCCUGGACGAAGCAGAAGCAUCCGGCAAUCAGGAUUUCGAAAACCAAGCUACCGAACAACCACGCUUUCUCUCCUGGGCAACCCUAGAGAUGGGCUGCCGUGACAAAGGCAAGGCCUCUUUUCUCAAAUAG
Messenger RNA from Chaetomium globosum CBS 148.51, 3048 nucleotides. RefSeq lists its product as uncharacterized. The record is from RefSeq and is a predicted model, not a curated record. Bases 1 to 3048 code for a protein of 1015 amino acids. The transcript is spliced from 5 exons. NCBI's taxonomy places the organism in Eukaryota, Fungi, Ascomycota, Sordariomycetes, Sordariales, Chaetomiaceae.